AUGCAGCCUUACCGUAAUGUAGCCACAACUCAGUUUUUGCCCAUUUAUUGGAACUGUGAACAGUGUUUGUGCGAAAACUGCUUGAAGUCCCCCCAUCAAGAAUCAAGUUCGUGUGUGGAUAACACGCAAAAGCCUUCAUUCUCUAUUGAAUCCUUGUUAAGCAGAAAGGACGGACCAAAAACUGACCAAUGCAUGGUAAGUCCGUCUUUGAAGAUGAACGGAGUCCCCAGUAGUACUACUAGACAGCUCCCUAACGAUGCUACCGAACUAUUACAUGGCUACCUUGCACAUUUCCGACAUCCGCCGAGCUUUGCUCAAGUACCCCUGUUUGGAAGAGGAAACUUCCAUGCAAAUGGUGAGUUGACUAAUUGGCGUGAAAUCCUAAAAAAUACAUUUGGUUAGUUGGGUUUGAUUUUAUGAUAAUAACCAAGUUUUUAUUUUCACGCGGUGACAGGUGACAGAGAACAGUUAGCUAGGAGAGAAAGAUGCGAGAGGAAUUGAAUCCCAGAGUUUAUCCUAAGCCACGCAAAUUUACUUUUGCGGGAUUCACCGAAAUAGAUCCUGACAGUCAAAUCUAUCUUUCUUUCCUAUUUGGAAUUAGAAUUCAGAGGCGGUGCACCAUGAUAAUUUUAUUGUAUUAGAAAGGCGCUUAUAGGAAAGGCAUUAAUUGCCUUUAGAUUAAACUCCUCCCCAGCACUGAAUUGUCGCGUUGUUUUAGUUCUCACGCGCUUAUACAAGUGCCCUUAUUACUGAAACAUGGUAUUAAGUCGAUCCUCUCACGUCCCAAGGUGUUUGUGUGACUGAUGAAUACAAUGAAAUGAUGCCAGGAUGUAUGAUUCAUCCCUUGUAAGUUUAAAGCAUAAUGCUUGUAGUUAUAGUUUUUUCGUGACAUCCAAUAAAGUUUGAAAGUAUUUUUCAAUCUUUCACAAGCUUAAAUGAUUAAAUCAUUUCUUCAGUAAUACGCAUUAUAUAAUGGGAAAAGCGAGUGAGUGCAAAAUUACUGAAUUCAUGACUCAAGACAAGCUGUCUCUAUUCUCGUGCUAUUGGCAAAAAAUUACAUCAUUUCACUCGGUCCUUUUCCAUCGUUGCAGGAACUUUGCUCGCCCGCAGCGACGAAACAGAUUGGUCCAUCGAAAAGCCUAAACGCAUGCGCACCAUCUUUACCGUGGAGCAGCUGGAGCGCCUGGAACGAGAGUUCACACGCCAGCAGUAUAUGGUCGGAGGGCAACGGUUCUAUCUUUCCAAGGAGCUGGGUUUGACGGAAACUCAGGUGAAAGUCUGGUUUCAAAAUCGAAGAAUAAAAUGGCGGAAACAACUAAUUGAACAACAAAGAAGUAAAGUUAGAUACCAGAAAGAGCCAAGCAUAAGUGCACGAGAGGAAAAUGAUUGCUCUUAA
This is a messenger RNA of Porites evermanni, 1396 nucleotides long. NCBI's taxonomy places the organism in Eukaryota, Metazoa, Cnidaria, Anthozoa, Scleractinia, Poritidae. The record is from the annotation of a GenBank genome assembly.